AUGUUGGAUGAUUCCAUCCGCCUCCAUGCGGCGCCAUUCCCAGACGGAUUCUCGCCUUGUGGUUCUUUCGCCGCCAGUGGGGCUGCGCCUUUGCAUGGUUUCAUGUGUCAUACCCCUCGCGUUGCCAUCGAGGCUGGGCCUCUUGUAUAUCAAUUUCCGCCUCCUGCCACUCCCACUGUCAUUGAGGCUGCACCUGUUCCAUAUCAAAUCGAGGCGCCGCCUUUCCAACAUACAAUCUCUCUACCUCCUGCUGAUGAUGAGCGUGGAUCUGUUUUUUUUCCACCUGACCCUUCAUCAAACGGGCAAAGUUGGUCCGCCGAUUUUGAUCAUGAUUUCCCAACUGUCACCGGGUCUGAAGGGUACACAGACAAUUCGAUGCUUGACGAUCUUCAAAUGGUGUCUGAUAUGUCUGUCGGGUACCUCGACCGCCCCCACAUCCCUCCAACGAUUGUGCUCCAUGAACGGCUCACCUGGAAAGGUGUGGAUGCACCGCUCCAUUCCGACUUUCGAGCAGCCAUCACUGAUGCGCUGAAAAACUCUGCUUGGAACCGCCCGAUAUUUUUAACGAAGUGUCUCUACCUUGGCAGCCUUUGGGUCGGAUUGUACAACCCUUGGAACCUUCCUGAACAACAAUACAGACGGCUCAUUACCAGCUGCUUUUUAACGGCGAUAACUCUCAGUGGAACAUCGGUGGAUGAAUUACACAACCAACUGUUGACAGUGGUGACGGAUGACAUGGAAACGACAUCUAUUGGAUGGGACACCCUUCGCCUCACUUUCUCGAAUCACAUUGUGAACAGGACAUCGGAAAUGCGCAAAGUCGUCCGGGGGUGCAUUCACACGCCAACUGGAUUUUCAGGAAGUGAGAAUGCAGCCAAAAAAGCAAGAGUCGAUUACUUUUUUGCGCUGCUUGACUCAGGCAAUCGGGAACUUGUGCAACGAGGCAUAGCAGAACUGAUAAAACUCCAUAUGUUUGCAGAACUGGUAUGGGUAUCGCUGAUGCGACCUAUAAUCGGCUUGGCCGAGAAAAGGAAUGAGAAUGGGAGAAUCGCGGAUCUCUUUCCUGAGGAAGUACGAGACCGCGAUGGUCUUACUCAAGGCGUAGUGGGGACUCUAGUGACCAUUAUAUACCACACAUUUCAUAUCUGGCGCUCGCCGAAGACGCAGGGUCGUAGACUGGAUCUCAUGUAUGAAAUCUUCAUGGCCAGUCUAACCAGGAUGUAUGCCAACCCGGACCUCUUUCCUGGGUUCAAGGAGGCGCUGAGCAAGUUGCCUUUCUUACGCGAUGUGAACGUCUUUCCGAUUGAUCCCAAGACCCUACAGCCAAGAACUCGCGCAAAUGAGGCACCCCCGGUAUAUGAAGAUCUUGAGCUUAUCACCGAAAUGGUGCACAAUCUCACUACCCUUCCAAAUGCCGAAUUCACGUCUAUACGUUCGCAAAGGGCUAAUCUGCAGGCGCAUGAUUCAUGCUUCGAUGAGGUACUUUGA
Molecule: messenger RNA, 1488 nt
Organism: Suillus fuscotomentosus
Lineage: Eukaryota; Fungi; Basidiomycota; Agaricomycetes; Boletales; Suillaceae
Exons: 6
Coding region: 1-1488 (495 amino acids)
Source: RefSeq, a predicted model, not a curated record